Messenger RNA from Phymastichus coffea, 348 nucleotides. RefSeq names its product proteasome assembly chaperone 3-like. Lineage: Eukaryota; Metazoa; Arthropoda; Insecta; Hymenoptera; Eulophidae. The coding region runs from base 1 to 348 and encodes 115 amino acids. The transcript is spliced from 3 exons. The record is from RefSeq and is a predicted model, not a curated record. Gene Ontology annotation, biological process: proteasome assembly.
AUGCUCAAGUCUUGCGGUGUCAUUGUUAACGGCAAUCAUACUGAUAUUGCUCUUAAUUUUUACGCCAAUCGUAUAUUUUUAGUCGUCAGUCAGUACAAAAAGCUUGGAUCUCUUGUGACGGUGAGAAAAGAAGCUGCUCUUCGUGAAUUUGAUAACGAAAAUACUUACAGUACAAAAGUGAUUUUUGGAAAAGAUGAUCCUGAAAUUCAUGCAGCGGCUAGAUACAUUACAGAACAAAUAAAUGCUGACAAACCAUUUUUAAUAUCUAUUUGUCUAAAGGACUAUGAAGUUUCAACUUUGAGAACUAUUGUCAAAACUAUUCAAAAGCUGGAUCUCAAGAGCCCAUAA